Molecule: messenger RNA, 974 nt
Organism: Gastrolobium bilobum
Lineage: Eukaryota; Viridiplantae; Streptophyta; Magnoliopsida; Fabales; Fabaceae
Product: GATA transcription factor 9-like
Exons: 2
Coding region: 46-810 (254 amino acids)
Biological process (GO): regulation of DNA-templated transcription
Molecular function (GO): sequence-specific DNA binding; zinc ion binding
Source: RefSeq, a predicted model, not a curated record
UGUUUUCUCUUCAUUCUUCUCAGUUCCACUCUCUUGCUUUUGGUCAUGGAUGUUUGCCGGAAUAUAUCACUUUCCGGUGAGUGUAAGCAAGAGCUUUCUACCCUUGAUGACCUUUUCUCUGCUCAGAACACAUGUAUGCAGGAAGUGGAUUUUGGCAUGGAAUGGUUGUCAGUGUAUGUGGAAGACUGUUUUUCAAGUAGGCCAAGUUGCCUCUUGGCACCAGCUAGUGUUCAAACUACAAGCACAAGCUCUAAACCUUCAAGCACAAUGAAAAGACCCCAGCAAAAUCAAUCUCCUUUGCAAAAUUUUGCAGUGCCUGGGAAGGCCAGAAGCAAGAGGAAAAGGCUUUCAGCCCCUAGAACCAAAAGCACUUGGUCACACCAUUUAAGCCCAAAAAGUGAUAAUGGAUUGAGUUCAGACCCUCUUUUACUUAAACAGGCUUAUUGGUUGGCUGAUAGUGAACUCAUUGUCCCUAAAAAGAAGGAUAAGCAUGAAGGGGUAACUAAAGUUGGAGAAGUGGAAAAGGAGGGGAUUGAGAAGGAGAGCUUGGGGGAUUCUUCUGAGCUUGAUGUUAACAAUAAUGGGCAGCAUCAAAUUCCAAGGAAAUGCACCCAUUGUUUGGCUCAGAAGACCCCACAAUGGAGGGCAGGACCAUUGGGUCCAAAGACACUAUGCAAUGCAUGUGGGGUGAGGUACAAAUCUGGUAGGUUGUUGCCAGAGUAUAGGCCAGCAAAGAGUCCUACUUUUGUUAGCUACUUGCAUUCCAAUUCACACAAGAAAGUCAUGGAGAUGAGAAUGGCUGUUCUAUGAUCCAUUGUUCCUAAGAAGUAGUGAAGUGAUUACUAUAUAUUUUUAAUGUAAAUCAAACUGGAAUAUUAAGGAACAAACUAUUUGGAAACAGAGAUAUCAUUAAGGGGGAGGGGAAUAGUGCUAAUGUAACAUCUACAUAUUUAUGGCUUAAUAUCUAAUUUCAU